Anastrepha obliqua is the source of this 2064-nucleotide messenger RNA. RefSeq names its product putative fatty acyl-CoA reductase CG8306. The transcript has 10 exons. Gene Ontology annotation, cellular component: peroxisome. NCBI's taxonomy places the organism in Eukaryota, Metazoa, Arthropoda, Insecta, Diptera, Tephritidae. Gene Ontology annotation, molecular function: alcohol-forming very long-chain fatty acyl-CoA reductase (NADP+) activity. Gene Ontology annotation, biological process: long-chain fatty-acyl-CoA metabolic process. The record is from RefSeq and is a predicted model, not a curated record. The coding region runs from base 287 to 1849 and encodes 520 amino acids.
CUGAUUCAGUUCAACUUUGGCCGCGAAACAAGUUAGUUAAUUUUUCUGACCGCUAAGUAAACAUUUGGUGUUGACUCACCCUUAAAAUAUUGUGCCUUAUUUGCAUUGUCGCAGUGUAGAUAAAAUUAAAUUAAAAAGGUUUGUUUCGGAGACGUGAAAGUCUAAAAUUUACAGGAAAGCUAGUUGAGUUGAGUAAGAAGCAAAUCAGCAGAAGCAGCAGCAGCAACAGCAAGAACAAUCAAAACAACUCAUCGUUAGUAGAGCAAGCAGAGGCAUAAGCACAAAAAUGGCCGACAACCUCGCUUCUCCCAUCAAAGCCUUUUACAAGGGCAAAAAUGUCUUCAUUACCGGCGCCACCGGCUUUGUGGGUGUCACCAUUGUGGAAAAACUGCUGCGUGAUAUACCCGAAAUUGGCACCGUUUACCUGUUGAUGCGCCCGAAAAAAGGCAAAAGUGUGGCGCAACGCUUGGAAGAUAUACGCAAGAACUCCGUUUUCGACAAAUUCAGAGAAUCGAAAAUCGAUGAAAAGCGUUUCGAUAAGAUUGUGCCCAUUGAAGGUGAUGUGGGUCAAGAGCAUUUGGGCAUUUCCGAAGCAGAGCGUCAGGUGUUGAUCGACAAUGUGCACGUGGUCUUCCACUCGGCAGCCACUUUGGAUUUCUUCCAAUCGCUCAAAGAGACCACAAAUAUUAAUUUGCUUGGCACACGGCGAGUGGUGGAGUUGUGUAAGCAGUUGACGAAAUUGGAGGCCCUCGUUCAUGUCUCUAGCGCUUAUGUGAACUCUUACAUCACCGAAGUUGAAGAAAAACUGUACCCCUCACCCGAUGACCCGGAAAAGGUGAUACAUUUGGCUGAAACACUAAGCGAUGAAGCACUCAAGGAGUUAGAGCCCAAACUAUUGAAAGAUCAUCCGAACACGUACACGUUCACCAAACACUUAGCCGAGCAUGAGGUGGCCAAUGUGGCCUCACGUUUUCCAUGUGGCAUUGUGCGACCAAGCAUGAUCACGGCUGCCUGGAAACAGCCCAUACCCGGCUGGACAAUUUCCAAGAAUGGCCCACAAGGCUUCUUCAUGGGCGCGUCUCGUGGCAUUUUGCGCCGUUUGCCUUUGGAUCCGACUAUCAUCAUGGAUUACAUACCUGUCGAUGUGGUGGUGAAUGCAAUUAUCGCAACCGGUUACUAUGUAAAUGCGCUCAAAGUCAAAAACGCCGGCAAGCCAGCUGAGUUACAAAUCUUCCAUCUUACGUCCAGCACCUACAAGCCAUUCCGCUUCGAGUUCUUAAUCAAUAAAAUUAAUGCAUUCCUUCACGAAUAUCCUUUGGUUUCAGCUGUUUGGUAUCCAAAUCUAAAGCUUGUCAAGAGUCUAUUCCUCUUUCGCUUGGGCGCUAUACUUUUCCAUUUUAUACCCGGCUUCUUUUUGGAUUUGGUCACUAAGCUAAGCGGCGGCAGACCUAUCCUCAUUCGCCUGCACAAGAGCGUGUGGAAUUCAUUGAAUACUUUAGAGAAGUUCAUUUUCACCGAAUGGCAUUAUGACAGCAAACAUACGUUGGCACUUUCGAAGCAAAUGGAUCCACGCGAUCGUGAAAUAUUUUUCAUAGACAUUGGCGAUCUGGCUUGGGAUGAUUACUUCCUUAACACUAUCUUGGGUGUGCGUCAGUAUCUAAGCAAAGAGUCAACGAAGACAUUGUCGGCUGCUAGAAAGAAGGAUAAGAUACUGCUCGCAUUACACGUCGCCCUGCAGUUGGCUUUCUACUAUGGCAUAUGGAAGCUAGUCAUCGUUGCUUUUGGCCUCUCUAACGCCAAGGCGGCAUUAAUACUACCCGUUGCGUACUUCCUUAUGGGACUCAUUUAGGCACCAAUUAAACAGUUACAUUUUUUCUUUAAUUGAAUCUUGCAUGGAUUCGCUUUGCAUUUCUUAUUUCUGUGUAAUUGCAUACACAAGUAUUUAUUUGAAUUAAUAAUUUUAUGAAUUUUUCAUUUCACUUAACUUCUAGGUUUGGUUUAUAAACUGUACUUAUGUAUGUGCAUAUUUAAAUGCUAAUUGAAUAAAAUAGUUAUUGUAUGAAA